GUCCAGAUUCCAGAUCUUUGGCUCUUGAUUCAUCUCACAAGAACAGAACGUCUACCUCUCCCAUCCCCAGACUAUCCAAAGCAUCCUCGUCUGUUCAAUGGAUCCAAGUACGUCGCAGGAAGACCAGCCCCCAUAAUUAUACUCCACCUAUAUUCCUCCAUUUGCGCCGACUUCGCUUGUUCCGAACCGUCGUCAUCCGCUGUCGUAUGCGAUUCACCGCUGUCGACGCACCUUGAACUAUUCUUGACCAGUCGCAAUCAUGCACGGAACAGGAAUCAUAUGGAGCUGAUUGCGAUAAUUUCCUCGAAUUGCCAUAUGCCCGGGAUUGCUAGCGGAAAGCUGGUUUAUCCAUAUGGUUGGAUAUGGCCUCUGUCAUUGAAGACCAUGUCUUUACACCAUCAGACCUGAACAACUCGAUGGAGCUGACGGAUUUGGAACACAGCUCGGAUGCUCAGAUCCUACAAUUACAAGACCAAGACAUCCAGCCGCCAGAUGCAUCGGUGUCUGAAUCCAAUGUUCAGGAAGCAACAUCAGUCGAUGGCGGUCAAACUCCAACCCUCGACAGCCCCGCGUCUGAUGCGUCGCGCAUAAAAGGGAACAAGAAGAAAAAGGGAACUGGGCUUUCUGGGAAAUCCAGAAGAGUCCGUACGGGUUGUUUGACCUGUCGGGAGCGCCAUCUCAAGUGCGAUGAAGCUUUACACCGCUGUCAGAAUUGUCGCAAGUCAAACAGGGUCUGCAGGCGUGGUCUCCGUCUCAACUUUAUCGAUACGCAAACGGCUACUCCUCCUCACGCCCUCCUUUGUCCGCCAGGGACUCAAUUGACUUUUCGGGAUGAAUCCAGAUACAUAGCAUCGGAGUAUGUCGGUGGCUUCGAGAGAUAUCCCCCUCUAGAGCUAGUUCCUCAUAUCAUACAAGAAGGCCCACCCCAGGAGGGGGGGCCCAGCAUCAUAAGCUCCGAUCCAAUCCCUCAACCUAACUCAUCGGCCACUCGCUCGUUUGUUCAAGCAUUUGAAGCUACCCAGUCCGAUGCGAUCGAUAUUAUGCUUAAUAGUCAUUCCUUUUCCCCAUUCCACCCUCCUUUCCAAGAACAACCCAUACCAUACGCUCCUUUUAGCUUGACGAAGGAAGUAAAUCUGGAUUCUGAUGGCCAAUCGUACUUUCAUGAUCCAGAACAAGUUUUCCUGAUGCAAGUCUUCGUCGAUCAAGUCGGGAUAUGGAUGGACUUAAUGGAUUCCAUGAAGCAUUUCACAGAAAUUCUGCCAUUUCGCGCUUUGGAAGAGCCUAUGCUUUUGAAAGCCCUUUUGGCAUGCGGCGCCCGGCAAUUUUACCAUGUCAAUCCUGCGUACGGCGAAGAGAAAGCUUCCCAGUUUUAUGAAGCAGCUUCUCAGGACCUUUUCAACAACUUGCAGGAUCCAGACCGUGAUUCCACCCUGUGUGCCACCACGGCUGUCGCUCUUAAUGUUUAUGAAACCAUGUGCUCUAGGUUCUUGCACGGUAUGAACCAUAUUGUUGGUGCAAGGGUCCUAAUUAAAGAGUGCUGCUGGGAUGCGAAAACCCUCGGCCUUGGUGGAGCAUGCUUCUGGCUCAACAUUGGGUUAGAACUGCUAAGUUGCUUACAAUUCAACUGGACUUUAGCCUGGAGUCCCGAUUCUUGGGGGGUAGACAUGGAUAUGGAUCGAGAACAGCAGCAUUUUGCAGGGGAUGAGGAAAUAUGGGCUCACCGGAUGGUGUAUAUCUGCGCUAAGAUUUCUGAUUUCCGCUCGUCCAUCUCCCAAUUCCCCAUUUUGGACCACACGACGAGUGAGAUGCUCAUCAAUCAGCGGUAUCAGGAAUGGGAGGCCUAUAGCAGAUUAUGCGAUCAGUGGGCUAAAGCUGCACCACGAUCUAUGAUGCCUCUUUGCUAUCUCCAUUCCUGGCAGACCAACUCAAAAUCUAAUUUCCCAGAGAUUUGGCUCAUCAAACGACCUGCUAUUGUGGCCCGGUUAUUCUACCAUACUGCGCGGCUUCUGCUAUCUAAAACAUACCCAUUGGAAUCUGAAUUCAGCCCGAGCAUGCGAAACAUGCAGCAAACCCAAGCGCAUGAUAUUUGUGGCAUCGUGGCCCAUGUGAAAGAUCGAGGUCUUGCAAGUCUAUCCAUUCGCUUCCUCGCCACUGCCGCAGAGUGUCUGGCCACGAGGGAAGCCCAGGAGGAAGCCCUACGAAUCCUUGACAACCUAAUUAAGAAAACCGGUUGGCCAGCAGAAUACAUCAAGGAAGAACUCCAAGCGACUUGGGGCUGGGAUAUCUCCCACCAGCAACACCAUGCCUUGAGCUCUACGACUCAUAUCCCAGCACACCCAAAAAACAAUCCUCUGAUGGCCUAUUCAGAUUCUUCGAUGGAGAAUCAUCCAUAUCAAAACUAUUACGUUCCCCCGCACCACCCGAUUGAUCAUUAUCAGUACGGGGCAUUCUAGAUCUGGGUAUUUCUGACUCUUGAAUGGCGUUUGUCUUGGUUUUAUUUGGUUUAUUUUUCUUCUUAAGCGUUAUCUGCUAUAUGAUACCAUUAUGCUUGAAUAGGUUAUUUGGACUUUGGUGUACUAUUUUUCUUCGACUUCAUGAUGUACACAUGGAUACUCUGUACUGUUGGAUUAUGUACACUAUUUCAUAAAUAC
Messenger RNA from Aspergillus wentii DTO 134E9, 2651 nucleotides. Its product is annotated as Zn(II)2Cys6 transcription factor domain-containing protein. The transcript is spliced from 5 exons. Gene Ontology annotation, biological process: positive regulation of transcription by RNA polymerase II. The record is from RefSeq and is a predicted model, not a curated record. Gene Ontology annotation, molecular function: transcription cis-regulatory region binding; zinc ion binding; DNA-binding transcription factor activity, RNA polymerase II-specific. Gene Ontology annotation, cellular component: nucleus. NCBI's taxonomy places the organism in Eukaryota, Fungi, Ascomycota, Eurotiomycetes, Eurotiales, Aspergillaceae. The coding region runs from base 363 to 2453 and encodes 696 amino acids.